This is a messenger RNA of Ostrea edulis (European flat oyster), 2206 nucleotides long. RefSeq names its product beta-1,3-galactosyltransferase 5-like. Bases 252 to 1280 code for a protein of 342 amino acids. Lineage: Eukaryota; Metazoa; Mollusca; Bivalvia; Ostreida; Ostreidae. Gene Ontology annotation, cellular component: membrane. The transcript is spliced from 3 exons. The record is from RefSeq and is a predicted model, not a curated record. Gene Ontology annotation, molecular function: hexosyltransferase activity.
CUCACCCUCCUCAUAAACCCGGUUAGUACAAUCUCGAAAAUUGGCCCGGGCUUGGGUGGGUGCUUGGCCGUACUUAUGUUAUGGUUCCGCCUGACGCUUGAUCUGCUCGAUCCAGUCCUUAUAGCCAUUUCUGUUGUAUCAGUGUUCAGUUUGGAUGUAUAGUAAACUUGGAAUUUUACAGUAUGGGGUGAAGCAACAAAACAGAGCCAACGCUUACUGAGUGAAUGGGAAUACUAUGACGAAAGAGAAGGAUGAUUGAAUUGAUUAAGAAACGGAAGGGAUUCAUUCUACGAUUACUGCUAGUGGUUGUGAUUUUGACGUUGUGCUUCCUGUUAAUCGAUGAAUGGAUAGAAUGUAAAAAACAAUUAAAGAAACUAGAACGUGCAAAACUUAUGUUUUCUGCAAGACACAAUAUAGAUGGGACCAUUUCGAUCCAUGGAACUUUGCGACCAAAACGAUGUGUUGGAUGUUUCAAGUAUAAUUACAGAAUGUUAAAAGAAUAUCCUGCAACCUGCCAAAACCAGGAGAACAUCCAGUUAGUUGUGUUGAUAUUGACAACACCUAAAGCUUUAAAAAGACGGAUGGUCAUCAGGGAUACAUGGCUGAGUUAUGCCAAGAAAAAUUACGCCAACGUCCGAUACGCAUUUCUUCUAGGUGCAGUCAAUGAUGUUGACAUCCAAGAAACUAUAGAUUUAGAGGAUAAGCACUACAGGGAUUUCAUUCAAGGGGAUUUCCCAGACAAUUACUACACAAUCACUUUGAAAACUCUUUUGGGGUAUCACUGGGCUGCAAAGCACUGUCCCAACGACGCAUUCAUAGUGAAAACAGAUGAUGAUGUUUUCAUCAAUAUUCCAGCUAUCCUAGGCCUCCUCAGAACCCACAGUGAUAUUCUACAACAUUCCAUCGCAGGAUUCUGUAGAAAAGAUAUAGAACCGGUUAGGGAUAUUGAAUCCAAGUACCAUGUCUCAUAUUCAGAGUACCCUUUGGAAAAGUUCAAUGGGUAUUGUUCAGGAACUGGUUAUUUGACCAGUAUCAAUGUUGUAAAGCAUGUAGCUCAGAUUUCUGAAAAUAUUCCCUUUUUUCACUUGGAGGAUGUCUAUGUUGCAUUUUGUAUGGAGGAACUAAAUUUUUCAUUGUAUCAUAUCAACGGUUUUAACACAGUUUAUGAUGAGAAGAAACACACGAACUUGUGUAUGUUGAGAACUGAUUCAGUUUUCGUCUUGCACAAUUUUGAGAAAGAACCAUCAUUUUUACUUGAAAUAUGGAAUGCAAUAUGUUGAACUCCAUCCUGAUUACCCAAAAUGCAGCUUUAGGAUUUGUUGAAAGAAUCUUGUAAAAUGUUGGUUUUCUCUACAACAUUAGGUACCCCUUAUGUGAUGCGUGUGUGUGUGACAGCAUGAAAGGGGGGGGGGGGGCACACAGAUUAGAAGAAAGUACUCUGUGUAGUGGCUAAUGUAAUAUGAAUAUCUCUGUUUAACUUCAAAGAAAAGUAUGCAAAUUUAUGUAAAUAUUGGGAAUUUUGGAAUAAUGUUGCAUACAUUUGCUACCAGUUACUAUAAUGUAUUUGUUUUUCCUGGCCAUAUUAGUCCCACUACUUGUUAAACUCUAUGUGUGAUUUAUACUUAGAAGGCUACAACAUAUUCCCCAUCUUAAUGUUAUUAUAUGUAUGAAUACCCGGUAUAAACCUUGUGGAGUAUUAUCCGAAUCCAACUCCUUGCUUAGUCUUGUCACCUACAUACGCUUUAAUUUAUUUACAUGUACACAUUCAAUUUAUACAUAUUUUUUUUUAUAUGUAAUCAAAUGAGUCUCAUUUUUUAAUUUGGCAUAAUUCAUUUUAUUAUAUAUGUUUUUUUACCUCUCUUCGAAGCUGUUCAAUUAUUUUUAACUUGCCCUUUCAUUUACGUACAAUAUUUAAGUCACAUUUUAUUCAAUUUUUAUAGAGCUUGAUGCAUCUUAAUCUUGCAUAUGAAAUCUAAAUGUAUUGAGGUUAUAGUAAUUUUGUUGGGAACACAUAUUCAUGUUUGGAGGCUCCGUUUGAAAGGGACAAUCUUUAAACAGUGAAUUAUUUUUUGAAAGAUGUACAUAUGUAGACUAACUACAUCUUUAAAAAAUAAUGAUUCAUUGUUAAUAUUUGUCUAUACGUUUGUGUGCGGCCUUUCCAACUUGGUUUUGUCGAGAAUGCCUAUGAUUAAAUCAUUUUACUGCU